Molecule: messenger RNA, 507 nt
Organism: Argentina anserina (silverweed cinquefoil)
Lineage: Eukaryota; Viridiplantae; Streptophyta; Magnoliopsida; Rosales; Rosaceae
Exons: 2
Source: RefSeq, a predicted model, not a curated record
AUGGCAGCAAGCGACGAGUUCAAACUGGUUUUACCAGGAAUAGACCAUGAAGGAAAACUACCCAGAAAGUACACCGAAGAAGGGCAAGGAGCCAAAAGGAACAUAUCCCCACCAGUAGAAUGGUACAACUUGCCCUCAGGGACCAAGAGCCUGGCCCUUGUGGUGCAGGACAUAGAUGCACCAGAUCCGAAAGGCCCGCUUGUACCGUGGACCAAUUGGGUCGUGGUGAACGUUCCACCAGGUGUCAAAAGUCUGCCGGAGGAUUUUUCCGGGAAAGAAGAGGAUUAGAUGGGCGGAUAGUAUGGCGCGCUGAAAGAAGGUAACAACGACUUGAAGGUUUCAGGGUGGUGUGGACCAAAGCUGUCAUCGCCGGGACACCGCUUCGAGUUCAAGCUCUAUGCGUUGGAUGAUGAGCUUCACAUUGGUCACAAGGUGACGAAGGAGAAGGUGUUGGAAGCAAUUGAAGGGCAUGUGCUUGGAGAAGCAGUGAUGAUUGCGUACUUUUGA